AUGGUCCCUGACCUUGAGGAGCCCGGCAAGUUCGCAGUGAUGCCUACCUUCCUUAGAAACGUCCUGCAGCUAUCGCUGCUUCGGUUCUUCUUCACAGAUCACUGGGUUGUGGCUGUUGGUCCAUCAAGGAAUAAGACAUUGGCAUACGAGUGGGCGAUCGUCAGUGCCGGGCCUCCAAAGACACCUGGGAUCGAUGGCUGCCGCACAGAGAUCUCUUUUCUGGGGCUUUUUAAUGUGCACGAGGGUGGGCUGUGGCUUCUAACACGAAAGCCAGUGGAUCCAACCUCCACCAGCAUCAUGCAGAACGUGGCCGAAUCUCUGGGCUUCGACACAUCAGUGCUGAGGAAAGUCAAGCAAAAGAAAUGCAAGUACAAGGGAGCGCCUUGA
Messenger RNA from Ostreobium quekettii, 387 nucleotides. The record is from the annotation of a GenBank genome assembly. NCBI's taxonomy places the organism in Eukaryota, Viridiplantae, Chlorophyta, Ulvophyceae, Bryopsidales, Ostreobiaceae.